Exophiala aquamarina CBS 119918 is the source of this 888-nucleotide messenger RNA. RefSeq lists its product as uncharacterized. Bases 1 to 888 code for a protein of 295 amino acids. The record is from RefSeq and is a predicted model, not a curated record. The transcript is spliced from 2 exons. Gene Ontology annotation, molecular function: protein binding. Lineage: Eukaryota; Fungi; Ascomycota; Eurotiomycetes; Chaetothyriales; Herpotrichiellaceae.
AUGUCUGAUUUUCUACCGCCGACAACCCCGCCUCCUCCCAAAGUCCCAGAAGGCUGGAAGGCUGUGUGGAAUGACCAGUACAAAGAAUGGUUCUAUGUGAACCUCCACACAAAACAGUCAACCUGGGAAAAGCCAUUAGAGCCUGCGCCUCGCCCGGGAGAUGAUGGUACACCAUCAGCGCCUCCGCCUUCCUAUUCAGCUGGUCCUAACGAUGCCAAAGUCGGCGACACCAAGAAGCCUCUCGAAUCUAACAACCCCUACAAUUCCUCCAGUCAACCUGGAGGUUCCCAAGAGACCGAUGAGCAAGUAGCGCGCCGCCUUCAGCAAGAAGAGGAGUCACGAAACCGUGGCGCAAGUGACUCGUAUUACCAGAAUUCGUCCACCCCGAACCCUCCAGGUAUGCAAGGUGGAUACCCUGGAGGCCCCCAGGCCACGAGCCCCAGCGGGUCAUCUGGCGGGAAGAGAGGAUUUCUAGGGAAGCUGCUGGGCAAAUCUGGUGGCGGCUCAUCUUCAUCCCACGGCCAAUCGGGCUAUCCACAGCAACCGCAGUAUGGCGGCUAUCCUCCACAGCAGCCCUAUGGUGGCGGCUAUCCUCAAUAUCCUCAAGGCCCUGGCGGUGGCUACGGACAGCCAGGUCCUGGCUAUGGUGGCUACCCUGGUGGUGGCUACGCCGGAGGUUAUGGCGGAGGUUAUGGCGGAGGAUACGGACGGCCCCCGCCCCGCAAAGGUGGCAUGGGUGUAGGAGGAGCAGCUGCUCUGGGUGUGGGGGGUGGUCUCUUAGGAGGUAUGCUCCUCGCUGAUGCAGUCAAUGAUGGUCAACAAGAUGCCUAUCAAGACGGUUAUGAGGAUGGUGGCGGCGGUGGCGAUUUUGACGGCGGCGAUUUUUAG